AAUAGUAAUAUAUUCAGGGGGUUUUGUGCAUAAUGUCGAAUUACCUGCAUCUUGUCCGUUGGUUCUUCCAUCCAACGGCUGGUGUCCGCUCCGAGCUCCCGACCACCGGAGUCGCUUCACUAUCAGAGCGGCGGCGGCGGCGGCGAGCCCUCUUCUUCCCGGCAACCGCGGCGGCGGAGACGAGCGCGACGCGGCGAUUCCCCCCAAUUGCUCCUCCCGCUUCCGCUCCAUCUGGACGGGCUCGUACUACCGAUGCGCCGUUGAUUUCUGCAGGGCGCAGCACUUGAGGUUGUUUAGAUCGGCCUGCGGCGCGAGCUCGGGAGCUGUAUACAUGGAGAAAGCGAGGUUGAGAGCUUUCCAGAGGGAGCAAGCCACGGCCAAGACAUGUAUGGUCUCCAGCUUUGCGACGGAUUUUCUCGAGAUAAGGGCCAAAGAGCCGUCUGUUCAUGUUCUGGUUAUUCCCGGAAAUCCAGGUAUCGUUGCAUUCUACAAGGACUUUGUUGAAGAGCUCUAUGAGAACCUCGGUGGGCAAGCAUCUAUUACAGGUAAGUGUGGUGUAAUCUAUGCAUUUUUUGUAUGGACUAUCUAUGUGGCUUGCUGCUUGCUGAUAAAUUUUCACUAUGCAGCGAUUGGGCAUAUUUCACAUAGCAAAAAGGAUGCAGAGCGUGGACGAUUGUUUUCGUUGCAUGAACAAAUUGAUCACAAGGUCGAUUUCAUUGAGCAAGAAUUUCAACAUUCGGAACAAUCAUUAGUUCUGGUUGGUCAUUCAAUUGGUGCCUACAUAUGCCUGGAAAUCUUCAAAAGACUUCAGAAGAAGGUGAAACUUUGUGUAGGACUCUAUCCAUUUUUAACACUCAACAAGAAGUCCAUGAAGCAAUCAGCUAUUGGAUAUAUUGCAAGGUCAUCUCUCCUAAGUAAAGGGGUUAGCUCAUUUGUUUCUUUUAUCGGAUCACUCCAAGCUUCAGUAACUAGGGGCAUCAUGAGAAGGUUACUUGGACCUUCAUGGUCUGUAACGGCUGUCGAAGCUACAUGCGGCCAUCUCUUAUGGUACCAUACGAUGCGUAAUGUUCUCUUCAUGGCAAUGACAGAGUUCACGAAGCUCUCUGAAGAACCGGACUGGAAUUUCAUCAGUGCAAAACAGGACCAGAUUGCAUUUCUGUUUGAUGUGGACGAUCACUGGGGUCCGCUUGCACACUUGGAAGAGAUCUCAAAGCGUGCUCCUGGGGUUGCCUUGUCUGUCGAAACUGAAGGCCAUACACACGGCUAUUGCUGCACGGAAGCUGGAUCGUUUUGGGCUGCAGACUACGUGGCUAAUUUGAUUAAAACUAAAUUCUGAUUGGAAAUUCAAGAUGAAAAUUGUACCGUAGUCAGACUCAGUAUUUUUAUCCUCCAAAGGGAGAUAGUAAGAAUAAUGAAAUAAACCGGUUGGAUCAACCUCAUCAAUCACAAAUUCACAAU
Oryza sativa Japonica Group (Japanese rice) is the source of this 1458-nucleotide messenger RNA. NCBI's taxonomy places the organism in Eukaryota, Viridiplantae, Streptophyta, Magnoliopsida, Poales, Poaceae. The record is from RefSeq and is a predicted model, not a curated record.